AUGCUUCAUGUAGAUCAGGACGAGACCAAUACGUUGGUUCCAGUGAACACAGUUCAACUUGGUGAACCUGCGACCUUCACAUGUGCUUUGCCUGACGAGGGGUUGAACCGUGAACAACUUUGGUGGUACAAGCAGAGUGCUGGGAAUACUCUAAAAUUAAUAUUGAAACUGCUGAAAAAUACAAACCCUGAGUAUGGACCAGACUUUUCUGCCUCAAGAUUGGAAGUAAAAGAAUACAAGAAUAUUAGCAAUCUCACCAUUUUGAGGACAAUUGAAAAAGAUGAGGGAAUGUAUCACUGUGCAGUCGUGGAGUGGUUUAAGGUUACUUGGAGUGGCACCUAUUUAUCGUUAAAAGGCAAAACUCAGAAGACAUCAAACUAUACUGUCAUUCAUGGGCCGACGGUAUCUGAUCCAGUCCGUCCAGGAGACUCUGUGACUCUCCAGUGUUCAGUCCUCUCUGAAUCUGAGAAUGAGACGUGUCCAGGAGAUCACAGUGUGUACUGGUUCAGAGCCGGAUCAGAUCAUUCUCAUCCAGACAUCAUCUACACCGAUGGAAAUGGAAAUAAUGAAUGUGACAAGAGGUCUGACUCUCAGAGAAGCUGUGUUUAUCGCUUCUCUAAGAACGUCAGCUCCUCUGAUGAUGGGACUUACUACUGUGCUGUGGCCACAUGUGGGAAGAUAUUAUUGGGAGCUGGAACAAAAUCACAAAUCGAGCGGACAGAAAUUCUGAAUUUAUUGCACUGGUGAUAGCAAUUGUCUGCUUGGUCAUUUCUGUGAUUGGAAAUGUUGUUUUCAUCUGUUUCAUCUGUUAUCGAACUCCAAGGGCAGUAUGUGAACAAUUUAAAGGAGUAGAAAGUGCCACUUCGCAAGCAAAAUGUGAGAACUUGAGCCAACCACUAAAUAAUAUUACUGAAGGUGGAGAUGAUCUGAACUAUGCUGCGUUGCAUUUAUCUGGAAGGAAAGCUACAAGAGGAAGGAAGAAAGAGUUGAAGACUGAUGAAAGUGUAUACUCUCAAGUUAAAUGCUAAAUGCUAAAUCCUGUUGGUUGGUGUAUAGAACUUAACUCUGACAGUAAAUAAGUAAAUAAAAAAUUAAAUGUUGUGAUCCCCUGUAA
Micropterus salmoides (largemouth bass) is the source of this 1114-nucleotide messenger RNA. RefSeq lists its product as uncharacterized. Lineage: Eukaryota; Metazoa; Chordata; Actinopteri; Centrarchiformes; Centrarchidae. The record is from RefSeq and is a predicted model, not a curated record. The transcript has 6 exons. Gene Ontology annotation, biological process: response to bacterium. The coding region runs from base 1 to 747 and encodes 248 amino acids.